This is a messenger RNA of Talaromyces proteolyticus, 867 nucleotides long. RefSeq lists its product as uncharacterized. Bases 1 to 867 code for a protein of 288 amino acids. Lineage: Eukaryota; Fungi; Ascomycota; Eurotiomycetes; Eurotiales; Trichocomaceae. The transcript has a single exon. The record is from RefSeq and is a predicted model, not a curated record.
AUGGCAUCACCGGGCGAGAAAAAAUUUCUUGUGUCUGAUAUUCACAACGAUACCGACACAAAUGAAGUCGCCGACAGUAGGACCGACUCCUUCGAUGACCGAGACCGACAGCAUCAUAUCUACAACCCCAGUCAUACUCGAUGGGUCUCUAAACUAUCAAAUUCCCGAUUCGGGGCUGUCCUAUUCUCUGCCCAUUUCUGCUACCUCACUGUCAUAUUAUUCCUCACAAUUCUAAACAUACUCCUUCUCAUUAAUACACAUAGUGCAUCCAACUCAAAACAUGGCAAUCCACAGCCUGUACCGUCCCCGGACCUUCCCCCGUUAUGCGGCACAUCUCCGGAAGAAGCCCGUGCUUUAGGAUGCGAAUUUGACGUAUAUGUGAACGGAUGGCUUCCAGCAGCAUGCUAUGACCGCUCAGUCGCCUCGAAUUCUGAGUCUAACUCCAGCAUUUUCUACCCUCUAGCAGCGGGACAAACCACCUUUCCAAUCUACUGGGACGAAAACUUCACUCAGCCGGCCACCCUUGAAGAUGUUGAGAAAGCCGCAUUUGAGAACGGCGAGGAUGGCCUCGACGUGCAGUUUCAUACCACCUACGGAUAUCACCGAGCACAUUGUCUGCAUUUAUGGAGACUGGCUGCCAGUGCAUUGGAGCGUGCCAGCAAAGGGGAGCGAGGAGUUGGCGUUUUUUACAAGGUGGCUAGCUAUACACACGCCGAGCAUUGCAAUACCAUUAUAUUAGAAGGGGACAAUAGAGACCCGAAUAAAAAAGAUGUCAUAACACCUGGGACUGCGCGAUGUGUCGGCCUGGACGACUUGUGGAAUGAGUCGUAUGGUUGGGCUGGCAGAUGGAAGGAGAUUUCUGGGUAA